This is a messenger RNA of Homalodisca vitripennis (glassy-winged sharpshooter), 576 nucleotides long. RefSeq names its product zonadhesin-like. The transcript has 2 exons. Bases 1 to 576 code for a protein of 191 amino acids. The record is from RefSeq and is a predicted model, not a curated record. Lineage: Eukaryota; Metazoa; Arthropoda; Insecta; Hemiptera; Cicadellidae.
AUGGAGGCAAAAAGUGUCUUUGUUUCUAAGGUGGAGGGGGAGAGCUUGAAGAAGGUGUCUAUUAUGGCUCCCCUCCAUCCUCCCUCCAUACCCACCCCCUACACCCAUCCACCUUCCCCUUCACCAUAUUCUGACUGUCUCGCACGCACUCCAACCUACCCUACCCGAGAGCCAAUUUACCUUACCCGAGAGCCAAUCUACCUUACCAGAGAGCCAACAUAUCCUACCAGAGAGCCAACCUACCCUACCCGAGAGCCAAUCUACCUUACCAGAGAGCCAACAUAUCCUACCAGAGAGCCAACUUACCCGACACUGAGAGCCAAGCUAUUUCACCAGAGAGCCAACCAAUCCUACCCGAGAGCAAACCUACCCUACCCGAUAGCCAAGCUAUCCCACCAUAGAGCCAACCUACCGUACCCGAGGGCCAACCUACCCUACCCAAGACCCAACGUACCCUAUCCGAGGGCCGAUCGUUCUACCCGAGGCCCAACUAGUCUGCCCAAGGGAAAACCGUUCUACCCGAGAGCAAACCUACCCUAUCCGAGGGCCGACCGUUCUACCCAAGAGAAAAGGUGA